Messenger RNA from Propithecus coquereli (Coquerel's sifaka), 1856 nucleotides. It is a transcript of the gene FDXR, whose product is annotated as ferredoxin reductase. The transcript has 12 exons. Gene Ontology annotation, cellular component: mitochondrion. Lineage: Eukaryota; Metazoa; Chordata; Mammalia; Primates; Indriidae. Gene Ontology annotation, biological process: ubiquinone biosynthetic process. The record is from RefSeq and is a predicted model, not a curated record. Bases 91 to 1569 code for a protein of 492 amino acids.
GCGGGGCCAGAGGCAGGGCAGGAACGGGCAGGCGUGCAGCGCCUGGCAGGCGCCGGGAACAGAUCCGCCUGCAGGCUGCUGUUCCCGGUCAUGGCUUCGCGGUGCUGGCGCUGGUGGCACUGGUCGGCGUGGCCUCGGACCCGGCCGCCUCCCACCAGGAGCACCCCGAGCUUCCACCAGCACUUCUCCACCCAGGAGAAGACACCCCAGAUCUGUGUGGUGGGCAGUGGCCCAGCUGGCUUCUACACAGCCCAACACCUGCUAAAGCACCACACCCAGGCCCGUGUGGACAUCUACGAGAAGCAGCUUGUACCUUUUGGCCUGGUGCGCUUUGGCGUCGCGCCUGACCACCCCGAGGUGAAGAAUGUCAUCAACACGUUUACGCAGACAGCCCACUCUGACCGCUGUGCCUUCUGGGGCAACGUGGAGGUGGGCAGGGAUGUGACAGUUCCAGAGCUGCAGGAGGCCUACCACGCCGUGGUGCUGAGCUACGGGGCGGAGGACCACCAGGCCCUGGACAUUCCGGGGGAGGAGCUGCCAGGUGUGUUCUCGGCCCGGGCCUUUGUGGGCUGGUACAACGGGCUUCCUGAGAACCAGGAGCUGGCACCAGACCUGAGCUGUGACACAGCCGUGAUUCUGGGGCAGGGGAAUGUGGCUCUGGAUGUGGCUCGCAUCCUCCUGACCCCACCUGAGCACCUGGAGAGAACGGACAUCACGAAGGCAGCUCUGGGAGUGCUGAGGCAGAGUCAGGUGAAGACGGUGUGGAUAGUGGGCCGGCGUGGACCCCUGCAAGUGGCCUUCACCAUUAAGGAGCUUCGGGAGAUGAUUCAGUUGCCAGGAACCCGGCCCAUUUUGGAUCCUGAAGAUUUCCUGGGCCUCCAGGACAGAAUCAAGGAGAUCCCCCGCCCAAGGAAGCGGCUGACAGAACUGCUUCUUCAAACGGCCACAGAGAAGCCAAGGGUGGAGGAGGCUGCCCACCUGGCGUCGGCCUCCCGUGCCUGGGGCCUCCGCUUUUUCCGAAGCCCCCUGCAGGUGCUGCCCUCACCGGAUGGGCGGCGGGUAGCAGGCAUCCGCCUAGCAGUCACCAGACUGGAGGCUGUCGGUGAGGCCAUCCGGGCAGUGCCCACGGGAGACAUGGAGGACCUCCCUUGUGGGCUGGUGCUGAGCAGCAUUGGGUACAAGAGCCGCCCUAUCGACCCCAGUGUGCCCUUUGACCUCAAACUUGGGGUCAUCCCCAAUAUGGAGGGCCGGGUUGUGGAUGUGCCAGGCCUCUACUGCAGCGGCUGGGUGAAGACGGGACCCACAGGUGUCAUAGGCACAACUAUGAAUGACAGCUUCCUCACUGGCCAGAUGCUGCUGCAGGACCUGAAGGCCGGGCUGCUGCCCUCUGGCCCCAGGCCUGGCUCUGCAGCCAUCCAGGCCCUGCUCAGCAGCCGAGGGGUCCAGCCAGUCUCUUUCUCAGACUGGGAGAAGCUGGAUGCGAAAGAGGUGGCCCGGGGCCAGGCCUCUGGGAAGCCCCGGGAGAAGCUGGUGGACCCGCAGGAGAUGCUGCAGCUGCUGGGGCACUGAGCCCAGAUCCCAGCCCCUGGCAGGGAAGGGGCAGGCAGAGGGCCCCGGUCAGUCGAGUGGGACUCUGCAUGCCAGCUGCAUCACUGCCUGCCCUGGCUCACAGGCCUGGCUGCAUCUCUUCCAGGGGCCUCUUGAGUACUUCGUCUUACAAAAAGGUUGCCUUACCAGUGUAGGUUUAGCUUUCAGCAAGGAGGUGAUCAUAGUUAGGGUGGGUGGAGGUUCCGGUUACUCCCUCCCACCUCUCCUGCUGGACUGUGGAGGGUCACCAGAUGCUGGAAAUAAAACAG